Mauremys mutica (yellowpond turtle) is the source of this 2774-nucleotide messenger RNA. RefSeq names its product golgin subfamily A member 1-like. The transcript has 4 exons. Bases 500 to 1183 code for a protein of 227 amino acids. NCBI's taxonomy places the organism in Eukaryota, Metazoa, Chordata, Testudines, Geoemydidae. The record is from RefSeq and is a predicted model, not a curated record.
AGGCCGUCUGGGCUGCAGGGCUCCCAGCCUCUGGCAACGCAGGGGAAGGAUCCAGCCAGGUCAUAGAGCAGCCCAGGGGCCUCACCAGGGCAAAUCACAGCACCAGCCAACAGCCCUGACCGGCUUCCGCAGCACCUGGCUACAGGGCCAUCAGAACAACGGAUGGGGAACUGGGUCUUCAGCCAACCAGCGCUGACCUCAGCGCUCCCUAGCUCCCUUUAACAGGAACCCAUGUGAUUUUCUGGAAAGCCCCGUUCCAGGGGGAGUCCAUCCUCCCCAGCACGGGGAAUCUGGAGCUGCACCUCCCGGCUAAGGAGCAGCACAGCGCUGAACACGAGGGGGCCAGAGAAACUCUUUUGCAGGGAGCAGCUCAGUGAGGUUGGCACCAGGGCAGCAGCUGCAUCCAGAGACACAGCGGCAGGUGAGGAACAAACUGUGGGGAACGUCUGUGGCUCGACCUCCUCCCCUCGGAGUCUCUGGCGAGAGAGCUGGUGGGGCCAUGCCCAAGCCCGUCUGUCUAGGGAGCAAAGAAAUGGGCAACAAGCGGAAGAAACUUUGCAUCUGCCUGGUAGGUGCCUCCGUCCUCAUAUUAGCUGCCAUAUUAAUCGCUCUCACCUGCUGUGCGGUCGAGUGCCAGGGGCAGCUGAAGACCUCAGAUCUGGAUGAGAAACUCGCCCACCUGGAGGAGGAGAAGGGGGCCCUGGAACAGCAGCGGGACGGGGCGAGGGCAGAGGUCACGGCGCUGCGGUUGGAGCUGGCUGGCACCAAUCAGACCCUCUGGGAGACGCGCGGGCGCUGGGAUUCCUGCCGGAGCCUGACGCAUAACCUGCAGAACAACAUCACUGCCCUGAGCGACAAACUCACACAGCUGGAAGCCAGAGACUCUGAGCGGGAGGCCAAGGAACAAGGGUUACAAGAUGAAAAUGGCAGGCUCAGAGAGCAGCUCUCCAGCCAGUCCCAGAAGCUGCAGGAUUCCCAGCGUCAGCUGCAGGAUUCCCAGCGUCAGCUGCAGGAUUCCCAGCAAGAAUUCCAGCAGCAAAGAGAUCAGCUCAAAGCUAACAUCCAUUGGCUGAACUUGGAGCUCCAAAGCCAGAGGAAUCAGCGCUCCAGCAUGGACAGCCUCAGGGGUCACAGUGUGUCUCUCUGCCUGGCUCUGCCCCUCCUUGGGACCCUUCUCCUUUAAGAGGAGCAGCUUUGUACAGGUAUCGAGGAGCCUGGCUUGUCCAGAGACCCCUCCUGCUGUCUGACCCCCAGGCUCUUGGGCAGAGGGGUCUCGUCCUGUCACCUCAGCCACCCCUCUCUGUGCCUGCUCAUCUCUGACCACUCCACAUGAUCUCCCCAAAGCAGGCGAGAGAGCUGUCUCCUGUGCAGGUCCUGCUGCCUCGCCUGGCUUCGCUGAACCGUCCAUCUCAUUCCAAGUCUCCUCCCAGCGCAUAGCAGCACUGCCAGGUCCCAGCUGAAGUCAGGGCCCACCUGUGCCAGGCCAGAGACACAGCUCGCAGAACAAACAGCAGCACAGGAGAAAAAGAAAGAUCAUCAUCUCCUUUGUAUAGAUGGGAAACUGAAGCACAAGGCGAUUAGUGAGUCGCCUCAAGAGCACAUGGGAGAGUCAAGACUUGAACUCAGCUCUCCUGAGCACCAGCAUGUAACCCUAAGGCCACACUUCCUCUCCAGUCCUCCCUCGCCUACAUCUCCUUUCUCUCUCCCUCUGCUGUUCUUUAGCUCAGUGCAUUGGGUCAGGGGAUGGGGACACAGGACUGUCUCUCUCUCUCUCCGUUUAUUUCCAUCAUCCGUCCCCAAUGCCCUUUCGAUCCCUCGGGAUUUGUGUUUCAGGGCUGACCAGGAGAAUCCCCACGGGAACACGGUGCACAGCGCAGCUCGCUCCCCUCCAAUUCACCCUCAGGUCUGAGCCACUAGCUUGCUACAACCUCGGCCCUUCCCCGGGUCGUGCAGGGAGACGGGUUCCUGCGCAGCCCAGCCCUGGCGGACGGAUCUCGUUGGCUCCUGCCCAGCACCGGAGGACGAUGGGAAAACAGUGAAGAAGAUCCAGCCGGUGAAGGGCGCAGGGAGGAUGGAGCCGCUUCACCCAGAGCCAGAGCCCCUGGGGUUUCUUGGACUCAGAUUAUCCCAGACAACAAUGGCCCUGAGCGGAGUCAAGCCCCAGCUCGGGUAUUUGCUGCUUCCUUAGGGUUUCUGUUUUUCUAAUGCAAUUUUGCCAACCCCAAAGGUUUGUGGUGUCAUUUAAUCUCCCACGCCCUGCCCGAUCAGAGACCCAGGGCUCAGAGUGAGCAGCCCCGGAGCCGUGUUCGUGGCCCUCCCACGCCUGACCUGCCUUCAGAGAGCAGGGAAGGGGCAGCUCGCAACUCUGCUGCUAGUUUGGAGCACGGGGCAAACCCCUCUCCCUGCUCCUGGGCUGGGGUGACGGGCUCUGCACAGGGCACUUAGGGGAAAGCCCUGUAGGCCCAGGCCUAGGGCCCUGCCCCAGGAGCCAGGGGAUGGCAUCAGACCUGGGGCUUUCAUAUAUAUGUCAGUUUUUAAUCCUGGAGGAUGCCAAGAACAGCUCACAUGGUGACCCGGGUGUAUGGAUCUUGCUGUGUCACAGCGGAGCUGUCAGUCCCGAGGUAUACAGGGUUGCUCUGUUUAGCAUUAUUUUGAGUUGUUCCUGGGAGGAUCCGCAGCUGUUUCUUAUCUGUCUCUCUGGCUCAGCUCCUUAUCUCCUCCUUGGGACUUAGGGGCGAUUGAUAAUAAAGUUGGUGCCUCUUGACUCCUCCACU